Heterobilharzia americana is the source of this 2733-nucleotide messenger RNA. The record is from the annotation of a GenBank genome assembly. Lineage: Eukaryota; Metazoa; Platyhelminthes; Trematoda; Strigeidida; Schistosomatidae.
CCUAAGUUGGGUCUUUUCGACUCUCAAGGUCUAUUAUCUCAUGGCUUACUCCUUGUUUGAACAAUGAAAUAGUAUUUAUUUCAUCCACGUGUACGUUAUAAUAUACAAAAUAAAAAUGGGGAAUUUUUGCACAUGUUGUGCUUGGAAGUCUCAUGAUAAACCGAUGGGUGAAGCAAAUGCUAUUAACUAUGGAGCUGCUGUUCCUAAUCAUGUCGGUCAUAUGGGAAAGUCACAAACAAGUUACCAGUCUGAAUAUAUCAAAGACGCUUUGUCUGGUUACCGUCCCUUAUCCAGUGACCCGUCACAUUUGAAUAAUUCUCACCCUUAUCGUAUGGAUAACCGUAUUUCGAGGUUAGGGCACAAUGGAAAUGCUGCAUCAGGUGAUAUGCAUGGGAUCAGAGAUUUUCCUUAUCGAGCUCAAGGAGACUUUGGUAUGAGCACCGAACCUUCUGAUUUUAUGCUUUCUUCAAUAUACACCCAAUCAAGUACCUCAAACUUACAACACAUUUCUGAGAGAGAACCUGAUGAUGCUGAAGCUGACCCAUCUUUAAAUCCAACCAAAAGAACACUGUUCAUGCAACGUUCAAGUAAAGAUAUUGAGAAAAGAGUUCGGGAAAUUCGAACUAAAUACGAUCGGAAUGUCCCACGAAAUCGUCAAAAUACUCUUCCCCUGCUUUAUCGGUCCAGUUCUACAUCAACUAUAUGGUUGCAUGAUUCAACUGUGACUAGACCAGAUCCCAAAUCCACUGUUCGUGCACUAGCUCAAGCAAUUUACUUACAGAUAAAACAUCGUGACCAUAAAAACGCUUGCGAUCCUAUUAUUGAAAUAUUUGAUGAAUCUUUGCAUCCUAUACAGAAUGAACCUGUCCCAUUUGAUUACACUACACGUGAUCCAGAUCUGAAAACAGUAUAUCGUUUUAUUCGGAAUUUGUUUCAAAUGGCCCAGCUUUCUCCAGAAUGUGCAAUAGUUACGAUGGUCUACUUGGAACGUCUUUUGACUAGUGCGGAGACAGAAUUGACACCAAGUUGUUGGAAAAGAAUAGUUCUUUGUGCUAUAGUGUUGGCAAGUAAAGUGUGGGAUGAUCAAGCUGUUUGGAAUGUGGACUACUGUCAAAUCCUGAAAGAUAUGCAAGUAGACGAUGUAAAUGAAUUGGAGAGAAGAUUUUUAGAAAUCAUUCAGUUCAAUAUCAACGUGCCUAGUUCAGUGUAUGCAAAAUACUAUUUUGAUAUUCGAUCUCUUUGUGGAUCCACCUGUCAACCAACACUUUUAUCUACCGAUCGUGCUUAUAAACUUGAGGCAUUUUCAAGAGUUAUGGAUGAUCAAUUUCAUGACGUUGUCCAAAAAUGUCUUACCAGACGGAAAUGGGGAAGUUUCGACAGUUUGACAUCUUCACCGCCGUUUCGACGUGCCGUUAUUUCCUGAUAAACCGGGAUCUUGUCAUCCUACAACAAUGACUUAUGUGUAAAAUUCAGUUAACUGUUUUUUUAUUUCUGGCGUGCAUCAACAUUUCCGUCCUUUCUUCGUUUUUGUAACAAAAAAGUCGUUCUUGAUCUGUAUCCUAACUUUUUACUGUCCUUAUUAUCUAACACUUCUAUGUAUAUGAUACAGAGAAGUUCCCAGUGUCAUAUAUUUUUAUUACCUUGAUCUCAAUGUUGUGUAUUUUUUUUUUCAUUUAAGAUACGACAAAAGUGCAUUUGUAUAGUAAUUUGCGUCGAAGUUGACUGCGAAUUACAAAGAAAUUCUGCUUCUAAUCAAAUAUUUGUAUGAAUUGUUUUAGUGUACUUUCUUCCUUAUGCAAUCUCUCCAUCCUAGUAUAUAUCCAUAGGUCUUUAAUAUGUUUUUACUUUGGAAAUACUUUUAUCGUCCAAACGACCCCCUUUCACACGUAUAACUGGUCUUUCAAACGUAAUAUUUUGCGUGUUCUCGCUUGCGCUUAUCCAGUUUUUACUGAAUUACGUUUUGAAUUAUUUCUUUAACUUUGUACAUUUUUCCCUCAUGUUGAAUAAAAAUACAGGCAAACAAUGUAAAUUUUCACAAUAUGUACACCGUAAUUUUCCAUGUUUAUUUUCUUGUCUCGAUAGAGUACAAGGUGUACUUGAUUUUAAAACAACUAAUAAACAUACUUUGGCAUUACAAACAGCAAGUGCGAGUAAAAUGUUUAGGAACAUGUUUUUGUUCUCUCACAUAAGUUAUUUACAUGUAAUUUCUUAAAUUGGUGCAAUUUUGUUUCUUUUUCACUACAGCUUAGUAAUGAGUCUCUAUGUUUGACCAUUAUGUAACACAUGUGCUUUCCUCCCCAUCACAGCCUCACUCUUACCAUUCGUUUAUCUGCCUAUUAUGCAAUAAUGUAAUGACAUAGGUUACUUAUGUCAGGAUUUAUACCUCUCCAUGUGCUCUCUUAAUUGUUUUUUUGUUGACAAAAUCUUAGUAGUGGUGUUACUGGAAACAACCACGCGCAAACUAACUGUCUUAUUGUCACAUUAUAUGAACAAGUAGAUUUAUAGCUUUACGUGAAUAACAUUCGUUGCUCUCUGCUGUAUUGUUUCAUCAUCAGAAACCUUGGUAGUCAGAAAGGUUCACUAACAUUUUUUGUUUACGGGAGAUUAUCUUUUCAAUGUUAUAACAAAUUCCUUUAUAUAUGCAUAAUGUUGUUUGUAGAUGUUGAGUGUAUUUAUACUUCACUACUUUUUACGGUCGAAUUUUACACUAAGCUAGUUUAUCGUUGAUUAUUC